Zingiber officinale is the source of this 1357-nucleotide messenger RNA. RefSeq names its product probable WRKY transcription factor 14. The transcript is spliced from 3 exons. Gene Ontology annotation, molecular function: transcription cis-regulatory region binding; DNA-binding transcription factor activity. The coding region runs from base 38 to 1168 and encodes 376 amino acids. Gene Ontology annotation, cellular component: nucleus. NCBI's taxonomy places the organism in Eukaryota, Viridiplantae, Streptophyta, Magnoliopsida, Zingiberales, Zingiberaceae. Gene Ontology annotation, biological process: regulation of DNA-templated transcription. The record is from RefSeq and is a predicted model, not a curated record.
AUUUCUUCAUCGUUCAGGCAGUUAAGUUAUUGACAGCAUGUGUGACUACUACUUCCAGAGGAUGGACGAAGAUCACGGCGACCUCGCCGAUGUCGUCCGUGCAGGCGGCCGGAGCACCGGGCUUCUGUCGAACGCCGACGUCGUCAAACCGCUCCUCGGCGACGACCCAGCCAGCUGGCAGCAGCAGCUCAACAGAGACUUCGGCGACCCCUUCACCUACGUCAGCGACCCGCUGCUGAACCCCUUCGCCGCCUACGCCGGCAUCGGAGGAGGUGACGGCAGAGAUCAGCAGCAGCUCCUUGCGCCGCCUCCGGAGAAGGCGAGUUGUAUAAUUGGCGGCACGAGCCUGUUGCCGCAGUUGCAUACGAUCUCGCCGCCGCCGUCGUCGUCGCGGCUGUUGAUGAGGCCGACGCCGGCGGUGGCGUCAGGAGAGAUGAUGGUGAAGGUGGCCGCCUCCGCCGCCGCCGCCUGCAGCGGCGGGGUGCAGAUCUCGCCCCAUGGCGCUUCUCCGGGGAUCAAACGGAGGAAAAGCCAGGCGAAGAAGGUGGUGUGCAUACCGGCGGCACCGGCGGCAGUGACCGGGAGCAACAGGCCGAGCGCCGGCGAGGUGGUUCCAUCAGAUCUCUGGGCGUGGAGGAAGUACGGGCAGAAACCAAUCAAGGGUUCUCCUUAUCCAAGAGGGUACUACAGAUGCAGCAGCUCAAAGGGUUGCUCCGCCCGGAAACAGGUUGAGCGCAGCCGCACCGAGCCCAACAUGCUGGUCAUCACCUACACCUCCGAACACAACCACCCUUGGCCGACCCAGCGCAACGCACUCGCCGGCUCCAUCCGCUCCCACCUCUCCAAGUCGUCGUCCCAAAGGCCCCCUUCCACCGCCGGUCCGACGAUCCCUGAUAUUGAGCAGUGGCCAAUGUCUCCCGGCCUAGUCAAAGAAGAAGCCACAGACGAUGAUCAAUUUGACUAUAAGCCGAUGGUCCCUGAGCCGGACCAGCCCGAUGACUUCUUCUCUGAUCUGGCCGAGCUCGAGUCUGACCCAAUGAACCUCAUUUUCUCCAAAGGGUUCGGGGAAGACGACAAGCAGAAGGAGGAGGAGGAAGAGGUGAUGGCGGCGAAGGCGGCGGCCGAUCCUUUGUUCGACAUGUUUGAUUGGGACACCGGCAGCUCUUGAUUGAUGAAGCCAUCGGAGGAAAUAGGUUUAUGACCAGACCUUGGAACAGCCAUGAACGUAGAGUCUUGUUCGAGGUCUAGCUAUAAACCUUUUUGAAUUCAAAAUUGCUGUUUUAUUCUGUUAAUUAGUUCCUUUGUAUUGUAGUCAAGAUACAAUAACAAUUAGACGAACCCAUUUCAAUAGACCAAA